AUGUCUUUGCAGCUCGACAUGGCUGAACACGAACGACGGCUAGUAUCGACACUGACCAAGCGAAACGGUGAGCCUUUGUCAGGCCCAGCUGGUACGGAUGUCUCGGCACAACCUGUCUCUCAAGAUGGGCCCCAGACCACUAAGCCUGGAAGGCGACGACGCGCCGCCGAACCGAAGAAUAAAUUACCCAAGGCCCAACACUUCUACUUUGUCGACCGGAACUCGUCAUCCAAAGAAAAGCGCGCUCAUGUUAUGCGUCACCAUGUACAGGAGAAAAGGAAACAGCGCAAAAUGUCGCAUGAAAUACCCUCCACACAGCCAAUCACGAAUUCUACACCAUGCCCGAUAGAUGAAUCCACACGAAUCGUUCAGGGGCCUCCACCGGUGUCGGUCUCGACAGCUGUACACAAACCCCCUAACGGCGAUACUUCGCUCCAAAUCAUGUGUCCGAGCAUGAAAUCGCAAUCUCACCCUUCUCUGCCACAACACAUUGGCUCUCCAAUCACGAUAAUGGAUGCCUCUCGCAAGGAUCCGUUCUCUAGUCUGCCGAUCGAAUCCCACACUAUGGAUCAUGAAUUGGCCGACUAUUGGAGGAACAAGUUGUCGUACUGGUCCGGACAAAACCUCCACGUAAAGAAUCAGAUCUUUCGCACGGCUAUGGGACAUCCUCUCUCCUUCGAAGCAGUAGUCCUUUCAUACUGUGCACGGUGGAAAGCGCAGCUAUACGAUUUACCCGACAGUUGGGAAAUCCAAACCCACGUGGGCCAUGCCGCGAAGUCCGUUGAAGAAGCCUUCUCAGGCUCGGCGCCAGUCAACACGGGUGUCUUGGCAAUGUCAUUUGGCGGAAUGGCCCUGCACGAAGGACGCUUCGGGAGCAAGCAACUGGCCCAGACGUAUAUCGACCGCGCGGUUCAGCUCAUGCGUCCACGCACAGGAGCCAAUCGGCCCGUCGAAGUCUUCAUACACUACAUUAGAUACCUUAUGAUGCCCCCAAACCCCGAGAUGACUCCGACCGAUCACCAAUGGCUGCUCACCUUUCUGCGUGGAUCCGAAGACCUCAUGCGCCGACACAGCACCCCUGAAUACCUCUCCCAAGUACCCAGUCGGGCUCAAGCGUUCCAAAUGCAAAGUCCGCUAUUCUCUCUCCUGUCCAAUGGGCCACGUCCCUCCCAGGUUCCGCAAGAGUCGCGCGUCUAUGUGGUUCGAGACGCGCAUACCCAAGAGGUCAGCCAAACGGCGGCCCUCAUCUAUAUCACGGCGAUGCUGUGGGAAUAUCAGGAAAACCCUGAUAAGACAGCUCGAUUUCUCCAAUAUCUCAACACGGCGGUCAAACUCCACCAUCUCGAUCGGGACCCGGCGUGCGAAACCCUUCUGUGGUUACUGCUAGAGGAAGGGUAUGACUCCGAUCUACGAGACCCUGAACGCGGAUGGUCUACUGGCGCGCUUCUCAAGGUGCACAAAACGCUUCGGCCGGAACUUCAGUUCCACUUCAAUGAGAUUCUUAUGAGUUUCCUUUCUUUGUCGACACCUGUUCGUGGUAUCGACUUUUUCGAAAAGGAGCUUCUACGUGGUAAACCUAGUUAUCAAUGA
This is a messenger RNA of Penicillium bovifimosum, 1590 nucleotides long. RefSeq lists its product as uncharacterized. Bases 1 to 1590 code for a protein of 529 amino acids. The record is from RefSeq and is a predicted model, not a curated record. The transcript is spliced from 3 exons. NCBI's taxonomy places the organism in Eukaryota, Fungi, Ascomycota, Eurotiomycetes, Eurotiales, Aspergillaceae.